Molecule: messenger RNA, 2562 nt
Organism: Tetrahymena thermophila SB210
Lineage: Eukaryota; Ciliophora; Oligohymenophorea; Hymenostomatida; Tetrahymenidae
Product: ubiquitin carboxy-terminal hydrolase
Exons: 10
Biological process (GO): protein deubiquitination
Cellular component (GO): nucleus; cytosol
Molecular function (GO): cysteine-type deubiquitinase activity; cysteine-type endopeptidase activity
Source: RefSeq, a predicted model, not a curated record
AUGGACUCUCCUAAUAUCAAAUCUAAUUACUACACAUCAUCACCUAUAUAGAACUUCAUUACGCAAGCAACUGAACCAGACAGAUUAAUAACCGAAUUCUGUGAUUUUAGUGGCUUAAAGAAUAGUAAUUGUGAAGAGGAAAUAAUUGAUGACGAUGAUGAGUUAGUGCCUUAAGUACCAUAAACAUUAGAAAAGAAGAUACCUUUGAUGAAUAAAUAUUUUAGAGAUCGAACUCGAUCAGAUAAACUAUUUACAUAAACUUCUUUAUAAAGUCUAGCAACCUUAAAAACAGAAAAUGAAAAAGAGAAGAAAUAAAGUAAUUAAAACCAAGAGCAUUUAGAGAGUAUUGAAUAAAAAGAAGAGGAAGAUUAAAUAUUGUCUUAACAGAAAUAAUAAAAAAACGAAGCAGCGGAAGAGAUAGGUAGUAAAAUAGAGAAAAGUUAAUCAAAGUAGAUAAAAAAUUAAGAAGGGCCAAAUACAUUAGAAGAUAAACAAAGCUAGCAAUAAUUAGAAAAGCAAGAGGAAGUAGAAGAAUAAAAGUAGCAGGGUCGUAACUUUUCCUUUUCAAAUCAUCCAUAAACGCCAAAAAGAGAUAGUAAUAGCUCUUCAAUAAACCUUAGCGAACAAAAAAACUCUAUAUUUGAUACUCCUAAGCUUAAUAGCCAAUCUCCAUAAUAAUUAGAAAAUCAAACUCCUAGUAGAAUAAAUCAAGAAAAAAAUUAAAAGGAAUAGCAGUAACCACAAUUAAUUAGUUAGCGCAUCAGCACAGAGAGCACAUCAACUUCUUCUUCAUCUUAGAUAGUAACAGUGUUUUAAAUGCCUAACUUUUCUAAUUCAAAUAACUACAAUUAAUGCACUAGUCUGAGUAAUACAUCAUUUAGUUCUACAUAAAAUGAUAACAACAUUUCUCAAACAUCAACAAAAUAAUCAGAUAUUUCUAUCAAUGAGACUAUAUCUAUGCUUGAAAUCAAUGAGAUUGCCUCCAAACUUAAAAGAUUGCCUGCUAAAGAGAGAAAAAUGAAAGAGCUGGUUUUAAUUAAGGAAUGGAAUUAAGAUAAAUAUUAUUCUCACAUUAUUGACAUUUCUUGGGCAGUUUAAUACACUAAAUGGCUUUCAGACCCUCAUUCCACAGCCUCUUUUUCCUUGCCUAUUUCAAAUAGCAACUUAAUCGAUUAUGAAAAUAAAACUGUAAAAAAGGGAAUCAAAGAAAAAAUUAAUUUUGAUAUAGUCAGCUCUAAAGUUUACUUUCUAAUGAGAUGUCUUUAUGGAGGAGGUCCUGAUAUUCCUUUGUCUAGACAGAGCAGCAGUACAAGUAGUAAAAGUAUUACUGAAGCAAUAAAAAGCGCUCAAAACGUAAAGCAGCCAUCUUCAGGAGGGAUUGGAGAGAAUCUUUUUUCUAAAUAAUCUUCAUCUACUUCAACUGCAGCAACAACUAACCCGAGUAUGUUGGAAUAUCACAAUCGGGCUUAAAAGUAAAUGAUUCCUUCUUAGUUUGAUAAUUAAGUAAUAUAGACUGCAGAUGUAGUUCGUCCAAGCUAAUUAUUUAAAAAGCAAGCCUUAGGAGUUAGGGGAUUGCACAAUUAAUCCAAUUACUGUUACCUAAAUGCUUCCGUAUAAUGUUUGCUCUCCAUUCCAGAACUUAAUAGCUAUUUUCUCAGUGAAGAAUAUAGAAGAGUUGUAAAAAUACAAGGUACAAGAAAAGCCCUAAAAAUUGUUCCUGUAUAUGCAGACAUGAUAAAAUUGUAUGAAAAAACUUCAGAAAAUAAUAUUUUAGAUAUGAAUUUACUGAAAAAAGUAAUAAAAAAACCAUUUAUUCCUCAUGAACAACACGAUGCUUAAGAAUUCAUUAGAUAUAUAUUAAGUGAAAUUUAGGAUGAGCUAAAUCCUAUUCUACCAAGUAAAAAUCCCACCUAAUUUAAAGACUCUGAAGAAGCCUAUCAAUAUUAUUUAAGAUUCCAAAACAGUAUAAUUGAUUACAUCUUUUCUGGAUAGUUAAGCAGCAAUGUGAACUGCAGUAAAUGUGGAUAUAUCUCUAGAACAUAUGAUCCUUUUUUAGAUCUGUCUCUUGGUAUGGAUUCUAAAACUACAUCGGUAUAGGAUUGCUUAAAUAAAUUCUUUUCAGAAGAAAUACUUUCAGAUGACUACAAAUGUGAAAAGUGCAAUUAAAACAAUAAAGCUAAGAAGCAAGUGCUCAUUUCAAAAACUCCUUACAUAUUGACAUUACACCUUAAGCGCUUUAAAAUAUAUCCAAAAAAGAGAAAAAUAACAGAUUUUAUAAAAUACCCUAUUUAAAAUUUAUCCAUUAAACAAUAUGUCAAAAACAGUUCAACUAGUGGAGGUUACUACUAUAAUUUAAUAGGAAUUAUUGUACACUCUGGAAGCUAAGAUUCUGGACAUUAUAUAUCUUACGUCAAAAGAGAAAAUAGAUGGUUUUGUUGUGACGAUGGCAAAUACUAAGAAGUUAGUGAAAAGACUGUAAUAAAAUAGGAAGUUUAUCUACUAUUUUAUCAAAGGAUAGAAGAGAGUCCAGAAGUUAAUUAACAAAAAAAAAUCGCCUAGUGA